This is a messenger RNA of Acanthosepion pharaonis, 498 nucleotides long. Lineage: Eukaryota; Metazoa; Mollusca; Cephalopoda; Sepiida; Sepiidae. The record is from the annotation of a GenBank genome assembly.
AUGUAUCUAUCUAUUUAUCUAUCUAUCUAUCUAUCUAUCUAUCUCUUGCAGUCAAUUAUCUAUCUAUCUAUUUCAAUCAAUUAUCUAUCUAUAUUAGUCAUUUAUCUCUCUAUCUAUCAAUCUAUCUGUCUAUUUCAAUCAAUUAUCUAUCUAUAUCACUCAUUUAUCUAUCUAUCUAUCUAUUUAUCGUUUGUACAAAUCUAUCUAUCUAUCUCAGUCAUUUAUCUAUCUCUCUAUUGCACUCAAUUAUCAAUCUAUCUAUCUAUCUAUCUAUCUAUCUAUCUAUCUAUCUAUCUAUCUAUCUCAGUAAUUUAUCUAUCUAUCUAUUGCUGUCAAUUAUCUAUCUAUCUCAAUAUCUAUCUAUAUCAGUCAUUUAUCUAUCAACCCUAUCUAUCUAUCGUUUGUACAAAUCUAUCUCAGUCAAUUACUUCUCUCUCUAUCUAUAUGAGACUCACUGUAUACACAUAUAUCUAUCUAUUCCAAUCUAUUUAUUUGUAA